Molecule: messenger RNA, 4788 nt
Organism: Seriola dumerili (greater amberjack)
Lineage: Eukaryota; Metazoa; Chordata; Actinopteri; Carangiformes; Carangidae
Product: contactin-1a-like
Exons: 24
Coding region: 204-3257 (1017 amino acids)
Biological process (GO): brain development; cell-cell adhesion
Molecular function (GO): cell-cell adhesion mediator activity
Source: RefSeq, a predicted model, not a curated record
GGCUCUGUCAGUUCCUUCCCCCGCUCUUGAGCGCCCGGCAAUGCGGUGCUGAGCAGGUGUGAGCAUCGUGAAGGACACACGGACAGACGCUGUUUGCCCGCCACAGAAGGUCUCUUUAAGGAAAUCCAGGCUAAUGUCCUGCUAAUGUUCCAUCAGCCGAGCUUCUAGCUGUAACCCCACCAGGUGGUUCUUACAUCAGCAUCAUGUUGCACCUCACCCUGCUCCUCCAUCUCCUGGUCCUCUCACUCUCCCCUGCAGAUGCAUCAUUUCACGGGGAGGUGCCUGACUUUUACAGAGACGAAGCCACAGGUUACGGGCCGGUGUUUGAGGAGCAGCCGGUGGAUACCAUCUACCCCGAGGAGUCGCCGGAGGCCAAAAUCACCCUGAACUGCCGGGCUCGAGCCAAUCCACCUGCCAAAUACAAGUGGAAGCUAAACAAGAUGAGAAUUGAUCUGAAUGAAGAGGGAAGCCACUACAGUUUAGUCGGAGGCAACUUGGUCAUCAGCAACCCCAUCAAAACCACACAUGAAGGAAAUUACUCCUGUAUGGCUUCCAAUACGUACGGCACAGUCAUCAGCCGAGUGGGCUCCGUCCAGUUUGGAUAUCUCGAUCUUUUCUCGUCAGAGGAGAGGGAGACGGUGAAAGUCAAAGAAGGACAGGGGGCAGUGCUGCUCUGCGCUCCCCCACCACAUCAUCCAGCCGAGCUGUCAUUCCGAUGGAUCCUCAAUGAAUUUCCCACCUUCAUCCCACUGGACAAGAGGCGCUUUGUCUCCCAGUCAAAUGGUAACCUUUAUAUCUCCAAGGUGGACUCCUCAGACACAGGCAACUACUCCUGCAUUGCGUCCAGCCCGUCCAUUUCCAAGAGCGUUUUCUCCAACUACAUCCCCCUAGUGCCUCAGGCUGAACGUCCCAUCAGAAAAUACCCAGCUGACCUCAAUGUCAAGUUCCCAGACACCACUGCUCUGGUGGGGCAGAACAUCACCUUGGAAUGUUUCGCUUUGGGGAACCCCGUCCCUGAGAUCCACUGGAAGAAGUUAGACGGACCGAUGCCACCCAAUCACGAGAUGGCAGGGGCUCACCUGCAUCUGUACAAUGUGCAGUUUGAAGACGGGGGCACCUAUCGGUGUGAGGCAGUGAACUCGAGAGGAAAGGACUACCACACUGCACGUGUGUCUGUAGAAGCUUUUCCUGAGUGGGUGGAGCACAUCAUCAGCACAGAGAAAGACCUCGGUAGCGAGUACACUAUGUCCUGUGUAGCCAGUGGCAAACCUAAACCACGCAUCCACUGGCUGAAAAAUGGAGAACCGCUUGACAGGAAUGAGAUGAGGUUCAGCAGCUUGACGUUUGAUGAUUCAGGGAUGUAUCAGUGCAAAGCAGAGAAUCACCAUGGAGUCAUCUAUGCCAAUGCAGAGUUGCGUGUGUUUGCCUGCGCUCCCACGUUUGAACACAACCCAGUGAAGAGAGUCCUGGCAGCUAAAAAUGGCCGGGUGGUGAUCGAAUGUCGACCCAAAGCAGCCCCGAAGCCAACCUUCUCCUGGAGCAAAGACACAGAGCUGCUCUCCAACUCUACCAGGGUGUUCAUCUGGGAGGAUGGGAGCCUGGAGAUCCUCAACGUGACGCGAGCAGAUGAAGGCAGGUAUACCUGCUUCGCAGAGAAUGACCGGGGCAAGGCCAACAGCGUCGGCUCUCUGUUGGUUACAGAGUCCACAAAGAUCACCUUGGCACCAUCCAACGCUGACGUUAAAGUGGGUGAAAAUGCCUGGAUGCAGUGUGCUGCGUCACAUGACCCCUCUUUGGACAUCACUUUCAUCUGGUCCCUGGAUGGCAGAGUCAUUGACCUACACAAGGAUGGCCAACAUUAUGAACGUACCCCGAAUGGGAGCUCAAAUGGAGAGCUACUGAUUAAAAACGUCCAGCUGAAGCAUGCCGGGCGCUACAGCUGCACCGCACAGACCCCCGUUGACAACAUCACGGCCUCUGCCCACCUGGUCGUCAGGGGUCCCCCCGGUGCCCCAGGUGGGGUGCGACUGAUAAACAAAACUGACAAGAGUGUGACGUUGCAGUGGAGCCGUGGAGCAGACAACCACAACCCCAUCUCCAAAUAUACUGUCCAGUACAGGGACUCCUUCUCAAAGGAUGUCUGGAAGAAUGCCACUACGUCUCCUGCAGAUGUAGAGGGCAAUGCUGAGACAGCCACAGUGGUGGAUUUGUUCCCCUGGACAGAAUAUGAGUUCAGGGUGAUUGCCACCAACACUCUUGGGACAGGAGAGCCAAGCAGCCCGUCACCUAAAGACAAAACCCUGGAAGCAAUUCCUGUGGUGGCGCCCCUGGACGUCGGUGGGGGCGGAGGGACCAGCAGAGAACUGACCAUCACAUGGACGCCUGUACAGCCACAGUAUUACUAUGGGCCAAAUUUUGGCUACAUUGUGGCCUUCAAACCUCAAGACGAAUACCAGUGGAGGAGGGUGAUCGUAGCCGACCCACAGGCCAACCGCUAUGUCCACAAAGAGUCGUCCAUCCCUCCUUCGACGGAGUUUCAAGUCAAAGUCAAAGCAUUCAAUAGCGAAGGAGAGGGACCCUACAGCCUAACGGCCAUCAUUUACUCUGCACAGGAUGCUCCAUCUGAAGCUCCCGUAAGUGUUGACGGCAGAGCUCUCUCUGCCACAGAAGCCAUCGUGUGGUGGUUGCCCCUCUUACAGAGCAAUAUUGAUGGAUACCAGGUGAAGUACUGGAGGAAUCAGGAAGACAGUGAGGGUGGGGCUCAGAGGGUGGUGGUGCCUGGCAAGGAGAACCACACAAGGCUGGAGGGUAUGAGGCCCGACUCUCAUUACCUUAUUGAGGUUCGGGGCUACAACUCUGCAGGAUACGGGCCACCCAGCGAACACCUCCGGAUCCACACCAAGAAACCUCCUCCAAGUCGACCCCCUAAAAUAAUAGGUAAAAAGUUAAAGGGCCAGUCAGUGAAUAUUGCCUGGGAGCACGUGGAACCGCUGGCUAACGAGGCAUCGAUAGAUGGUUACAAAGUGCUGUACAGGCAGCAGGGCCACUCCACAGGAACUCUGUACACAACAAGUAGGCGGUACAUAGACCUUCCCCUGCCCACAGAUGGGAACUAUGUUGUGGAGGUCCGGGCGCACUCAGAAGGAGGAGAUGGGGCUGUGGCACGAAUCCACAUCACAGGUGGAAGUGUGAUGGCUGCCCAGUCUCUCAGUGUACUCUCCCUGCUCCUGGUGGCUCUCCUCUGCCUGAACCUCUGAAUGUAGCGCCAUCCUUGUCUUCCCGUGAAGAAGACUCUUUAUGGUUGAUGCCUGUAAGGACUUUGGGACUUUCCACAAUCUUUUGGUUCCACCCUGUAACCCGGGACGUCGUAUUCCAACUCUUCCCCUCUGGAAUAUGUCUGUGGAAAAAGACAGAAAUGGAAAAAAUUGGAAAUGGACAAAGACAUCCCUUAUUUAUCCACAAAAAGCCUCUUUGGAGGAGUGUCAAAGGAGUUCUGUCAACUUUUUAAAUAUGCCUUAUAUAAAUGACUGCACUUAUCUUUCACAGUGACUUGUUUUAAAAAUGGAUCAUGACUGAAAGUGUGAACGUUAACGCUUCGCACAGGUUGGCUGUUUAGUGUUUUUAAAAUGUAGGCUUCAUUUGAUCUGUGACAUUUUGAAUAAAAAAUCUAACCUACAGUGCAUUCCAUAGUUUAAGGUAAACAAGUAGCUGUGAAGGAUAAGUGUAUGAGUUUAUAAAAAUGUCUUUAUGUCUUUCUUUACUUGCAGUUCAGUGGCAUUUUCUUAUGUUUUCUUUUCUAAAUGAAGCACAUCCUCUGUUACAGAGAUACAGUCAAAGCAAAUCUCAAACUCUCACAUACCUGAUUUUAUAACAAGCAUCAUAGAGAAAAGAGCAAUUUAUGUCAUGCUAAAAUAAUAUAUCCAAUAACUGAUAUCAUUUUGCUAUCUAAUAUACUAUGGAUGUUAUGAAGAAAAAUAGAUUGGUAUCACCUGCAAUCAGUGCUUAUUUCCAAAUCAUAAUGUGAGCUCUCUAUUAAUAAUAGAGUACCACUUGAAAAUUGUGUGCAUGUUGACAUUGUGACAAAAGUGGGUUUGAAAAGUGUUUGGGAGUUCACGCUCAUGGAUCCAUACUUGCAAAGCUGAAUGUAAAGCAAAGAAGAGGAGCAGGAAGUGAACAUAUCAAACAUGCAGUUUCAAACACAGAACUGCAGCAAACAUGUAACAGUGGUUUAUUUUGAUUGCUUGACACCUCUGGUUGUAUUUGUACAUCUGUGCAGUGAUCAAGGCUUUGCCACAACAUCUGGUCCAAUGCUGGAAGUGAUGCUGAAACCUGCUCCAUGUUAGUGAACCUAAACCUAAAAGAAAAGUACUUUUGUUUUGACUGUAUCAUUAGGACCUCAGUGGUACCAGCUGGUGCUUUGUAAAGAAUGUUGGCAUUUUAUUUUUUCAUGUAAACAUUUUUCAUUUCAUCAUUCUCGUUUAUGGCUUUGUGUGAGAGUCACUAUUAACAGUUACAGUGAACGGUAGCGACGCUCAUGCCCUCCAAUAAUUGUGCAAUGUUUGAUUCAUCUGUGGCUACUUUAUAUUUUCUAAUAUGACAACUUGCCUAGCUCCUAUAACAGUAAUCUAGUAUAUUUCAUUUUUCAUGAUCUUGUAUUAACAGAAGAUAAGCAAAGCCAUCCAUGUCGGCGGUAAGAGCCCAUCCAAAGCUCAUGACGUUGUUUCCACUGCAUUAUUUUUGUCUUUUUAUUAACAUGUGAUCAGAGAUAUAUAAACAUUAUCAACUGUU